Molecule: messenger RNA, 2705 nt
Organism: Closterium sp. Naga37s-1
Lineage: Eukaryota; Viridiplantae; Streptophyta; Zygnematophyceae; Desmidiales; Closteriaceae
Source: the annotation of a GenBank genome assembly
CCUCUGUCAUGGCAGUGGAGGAAAUCAACGGCGAUCCCAGCAUCCUGCCAAACCACGUGCUGCAUCUGACGGUGCAAAACUACUCCGUCGCCUCGCUCGCGAGCCAGCUCACAGCAUUCAAACUGCUCGAGAACCAUCCGUUGGCUGUGAUUGGCCCGCACACGUCUGACCAGGCCGCCCGAUUCAGCCCUCUUGCAGCCGCAACCCAGGUGCCGUUCAUAUCAGCGUCAGCAACGGACGUGCAGCUCACGCAGGGCGCCAGCCGGCCCUUCUUCAUGCGUGCUGUGGCCAGCGAUGGCGUGCAGAUGGCUGCCAUGGCAGAGCUGAUCCGGCGCUACAAGUGGCAGCAAGUGGCGCUCAUCUACAGCGACGACCGCUUCGGCCGCAACGGGGUGACUGCGCUCGCCUUGCAGCUGCUCUCCAUCCAUGCAGAGGCGGAUGUGGCAGCACGAGUGGCCAUCCCGCUGUCAGCCACAGACAAGGCCAUUCACCAGCACAUGUCCACCUUGAAGUCGCUAGACGUGGCCGUCUAUGUGCUUCACACCUCCCCGAUCAUAGUCUCUGCCGUCGUUGCAGCAGCCAACAAGCUGCAUCUAUUUGCGCGGAACAGCGUGUGGAUCUCGUCUGAGGCCGCGGCUGUCAUCAGUGCCACAUCGACCCAGCAAGUGGAUGGACUCAUCAUCACAGCCACCCACGUGCCCCCCUCCUCACGCCUCUCAGCGUUUUUCGGUCGCUGGAAGCUCCUCAACGCGUCGCAGUACCUGGGACUCACCAAGGGGAGCCCAUCACCAUACGCGCUCCCGUCAUACGAUGCUGUGACCCUCGUGGCACGUGCGCUGCACUCUCUGCUCUACCCCUCCGCUCCUGCAUCUAACUCCUCGUCUCCCAACAAGCCCUCGCAAGCGCAGCAGCAGAAAUUGGGUCAGCAGCAAGUGGGGCAGCAACAAGAGGGGCAGCAUAAAAAAAUGGGGCAACAGAGGAGAUCGCAGCAGCAGAAAGCAGGGCAGCAGCAGCAACAAGAGGGGUGGGCGCAGGCAUUCCAGCAGCUGGAGCUACCGGUGCUGCCUCUGCUCUCCAAUGGCACCCAGGAUAUGCUCGCCCCACCACUCACCCGCCUUCAGCAAAGUGCAAUGGGAUCGGCACUGCGAAAGGCUCUUCUCAAGACCAGCUUCGACGGGCUGCAGGGCAGAAUCGCGCUAACCCCACACGGCGACCUGGCAGCAAACGAGAUUCGCAUUCUCAACAUCCAGAAAGGGGCCCCCGUGGAAGUGGCCCUCUGGUCCUCCUCCCUCGGCCUCGUCCCCUCCUCCUCCACCCCACCUUCCUCUGCUUCCCCUGCUUCUACCCCAGGGCCUGCUGCAGCAGGCCCCAGCGCCCUGGCUCUGAAUGCUCUUCCCAUCAUCUUUCCAGGAAGACUCACGCAGGCCCCAACAGGAUCAUUUCCCAAAACCCGACUUCGAAUCGCAGUGCCCAACAAACAGCAAUACAAGGAGUAUGUGAACGUGUCAGACGCCUUGGGGGAGGGCAACAGCCGCUUCUCAGGCUACUGCGUGGAGGUGUUCCGUCUAGCAGUUACGCGGUUACCCUACAAGCUGGACUACGAGUUUGUGACAUACGGCGACAAGGCGCCCAGCUACACACAGAUGGUGCUGGCUGUGGCCAACAAGACGUACGAUGCAGCAGUGGGGGACAUCACAGUGCUGGACUCGCGGAGCAAAUUCGUCUUCUUCACCUACCCCAUCCAGCAAUCGGGGUUGAGCGUGAUGGGCUACUCGCGGCCAUACAGCAAUCCAUGGAUGGUCUUCUCCCCGUUCACAGCCUCCAUGUGGGCCGUCACUGCAGCCAUCUGCCUCACCACAGGGCUGCUAGCCGUGAUGCUGGAUAGGAAAAGGACGCCUGACUUCCAGGGCACGUUGCAGAAGCGCCUCAUCACAGCCGUGUGGUAUGGCUGCCACACGUUCUACUCCAUUCCAGUGUUCCGCAUCCACACGACGCUAGCAAGGGCGGUUGUAUGUAUCUGGCUGCUACUAGCGUGGAUUAUAGCCAACUCAUACGUGGCCAAUCUCACCUCCAUCCUCACCAUGCAGAAGCUAAUUCCCCAAAUCCUGGACAUCUAUUCCGCCCUCACCAGCAACUCACCCAUUGGGUACCAGCAAGGCUCCUUUGUGCACUCGUACCUGCUGCAACUAGGCGUUGCAUCUGACAAGCUGGUGUCGCUGGCAGGGGAGAGUGAGUACGCAUCAUCCCUCUCCUCGGGGCAGGUGACGGUGAUAGUGGAUGAGGACCCCUACCUCGACCUCUUCUCGGCGUCCUUCUGUGAUGCCGUCCAGGCGUCACAGCCCUUCUCCAUCCUCAACCUCGCCUUUGCAUUCCCCAAGGAGUCACAGGUUGGGGCAGACAUAUCUCAGGCCAUCCUCGAGCUCACGAUGCAGGGGGAGCUGGAGCGCCUCAAACAGCAGUACUUGCAGAAGGACAACAUGUGUGUGGAUGAUCAGACGGCCUCAGCAGUGCUAACGGAGGUCAACGUGCAAAAGUUCUCAGCGCUGCUCAUCCUCUACCUCGUUGUCUCGCUGCUCUGCUGCAUCGCCUAUGUGGGUCUCCUCAUCUACCGCGGUUACCGCUACCACCACCGGUACGACCUGGUUAAAGCAGUGUGGUUAAAGUUGCACUACUGUAUAAUCUCUUUAUUUAUGUUCACCCAGUAA